Molecule: messenger RNA, 1101 nt
Organism: Aureococcus anophagefferens
Lineage: Eukaryota; Pelagophyceae; Pelagomonadales; Pelagomonadaceae
Gene: NAR2
Exons: 3
Coding region: 48-968 (306 amino acids)
Biological process (GO): transmembrane transport; nitrite transport
Cellular component (GO): membrane
Molecular function (GO): high-affinity secondary active nitrite transmembrane transporter activity
Source: RefSeq, a predicted model, not a curated record
GAGUUGCCCUUGCCUUCCUCACCGCCCGACCGUACCUGAAGCACCCAAUGGCUCCCAAGACGACGACGAUCCUACUCGCCCUGGCCGCGACGGUCACCUGCGAGGCCUUCCAGCCCGUCCAGCUCCGUCCCGGCGCGAGCUACUCGAAGCACGGCCACCCCAUGGGCGUUGCGCUGCGGUCCACGGGCGGCGACACGUCCGGCCCGCGGCCGGGCACAGCGGGCGUCUACGACACGGCCGUCGCGCUCGGCGCGGCGAAAUGCGCGACGCCGCUCAAAACGAUGACGACGCUCGCGUUCCUCAGCGGCGCGCACAUCGCCCUCGGCGCCAUGCUCGCCGUGUCCACGGGCGGCUCCGUUCCGGCCCUCAAGGCCCAGAACCCCGGCGCCGCGCGCGCGCUCAUGGGCUCGUUCGGGUUGCCCAUGGGCCUCCUCAUGGUCCUCGGCGGCGGCGGCGAGCUCGUCACGGGCAACAUGGCCGUGUGCUCCGCGGCCUGGCAGGCGAAGAAGGCCUCCUUCAAGCAGCUCAUCACGAACCUCGGCGUCGUCUACGCGGGCAACCUCGUCGGGUCUUUGGCGGUCGCGUUCAUCGCCAACAUGGCCGCGACGGGCAUCGCGCCCGGCGCGAUCGCCGUCGCGAGCGGCAAGGUCGCCCAGACCUUCGGCGCCGCCUUCGCCAAGGGCAUCCUCUGCAACUGGCUCGUCUGCAUGGCCGUCUGGAUGUCGACGGCGCACAAGGACCUCGCGUCCAAGGCCGCGGCCGUCUUCUUCCCCAUCUCCGGCUUCAUCGCCUGCGGCUUCGAGCACUCCGUCGCCAACAUGUUCCUCCUGCCCUUCGGCAUCCUCCAGGGCGCCGACAUCACCGUGGGCCAGGCCGUCGUCAAGAACCUCAUCCCCGUGACGCUCGGCAACCUCGUCGGCGGCGCGAUCUUCGUCGGGGCCUUCUACCACAACGCCUACGGCAAGUAGGCGCGCGGCCGCGCACUGCGGCGCCGCCGCCGCGGCCGCCGAAGGAGCCGCCGCGCGACGCCGCGCGCGACCAAGAAGAAGACACAAGAGCACGAAUCCACCCGGGACCCGCGGCGCUAAGCAGCCCCGCGCU